GGCUCUGUAGGUAUCUUCGUAAUUGUAAAAGAAAUUAUCUUAGCAAAGUUUCAUGACGAAACAUCGUUUCUAUAAGACAAAAUAUAAUUGAGUACAGAUACAUAUCUACACUGUAAAUAAGGAGUAGAUAAUCAUUUUGGAUCAAGUCGGAGUUAGCCCUGCCGACGAACCCUUAAGUUCAAUCGCAUUACUAACGGUCCAUAAUGACAAAGCUGAGGCUAUGUUUAUGUAUAUUCGUUCUUUUAUCAAUGCUUUUGAUUCUGUCACGCAUUCGUAUUACCAGCGAUAAUCUCGAUUGCGACUUCCCGAGACCCGCGUCGGCUAUACUUAUAAAAAAUAUCCACUUGCAUGAUUUAUAUGUAGAGCCUAUUUUUUACGGGGAAUCUGUGCAAUCACCGCAACGUCGUCUUCUCGAACAUCCGCGCAGGGCUAAGCAGGUAUAUCGUAAUUACGACUAUAGUGUCGUACGAAGACAUCGACAGCCUCGAAAUAAGUUGGAUGAAGGCAGAUUCUAUCGUUCAUCAGUCGUAAAUAAUGAUGACGAUGAGGACGAAGAGGAGAAGGAAGAAGAGGAAGAUCAGAAUAGCAUCGACAAUGACAAUGACAACGCCGACGAAGAAAUCACAGGAGAGGAUGAGGAAGAAACGGUCGCAGUUGCCGCCGCUAAGAAUCGUAUAACGAGAUCCGGUUACGUACCGCUCGUGGGUGAGACCGAUGAACAAGAAAUCGUGAGGAUCAGGUCAGCUACCGAGGAGUGUGAGGACGAGCCGUCGCAAUAUUACGAAUAUGAGACCGAGAUGAGAAAUGUUGCGUCGCAGGAUGCCCAAGACGAACGUCGACUGAUAUUCUUCGCGAAGAUGCUCAGCGUGAGUUUAUUGAUAUUUUCAUUCGUCUGAAAAUUUCGAAAUUUAUUAUGAAGAAAGGAGUAAUAUGCGAUGUAUUUUACAGCGAGUAAACCUAAUCGCGUGUAAUGCAUAUGCUGUAAUAAAUUUCCAUCAACU
Molecule: messenger RNA, 1001 nt
Organism: Pogonomyrmex barbatus (red harvester ant)
Lineage: Eukaryota; Metazoa; Arthropoda; Insecta; Hymenoptera; Formicidae
Source: RefSeq, a predicted model, not a curated record